Molecule: messenger RNA, 936 nt
Organism: Nyctereutes procyonoides (raccoon dog)
Lineage: Eukaryota; Metazoa; Chordata; Mammalia; Carnivora; Canidae
Product: olfactory receptor 51A7-like
Exons: 1
Coding region: 1-936 (311 amino acids)
Biological process (GO): G protein-coupled receptor signaling pathway
Cellular component (GO): membrane
Molecular function (GO): olfactory receptor activity; G protein-coupled receptor activity
Source: RefSeq, a predicted model, not a curated record
AUGUAUGCUCUCAAUUCCUCUAAAAUUGAGAUCACCACCUUCUUCCUGAUUGGAAUCCCAGGACUGGAGCAUGUUCAUGUUUGGAUCUCUGUCCCUAUCUGCUUCAUGUACCUGAUGGCUAUCCUUGGCAACUGCACCAUCCUCUUUGUGAUCAGGACAGAGCCAUCACUUCAUGCCCCCAUGUACUAUUUCCUCUCCAUGUUGGCUGUCUCUGACCUGGGCCUCUCUCUCUCAUCCUUCCCCACUAUGCUGAGGAUCUUUGUUUUCAAUGCUACGGGAAUUUCCCCAAAUGCCUGCUUUGCUCAAGAAUUCUUUAUCCAUGGAUUCACAGAUAUGGAGUCCUCAGUGCUCCUGGUCAUGUCUUUUGACCGUUUUUUGGCCAUACGCAAUCCUCUGAGAUACAGCUCUAUCCUCACCAAUGCCAGAGUUGCCAAAAUGGGACUGGUGUUUCUCAUUAAAAGUAUGCUCUUAGUGCUCCCAUUUCCUUUCACCCUCAAAAAAUUGACAUAUUGUAGGAAAAGCCUACUUUCUCACUCUUAUUGUCUGCACCAGGAUGUUAUGAAGCUAGCCUGCUCUGACAACACCAUCAACUUUUUCUAUGGUUUCUUCGUUGCCCUCUGUAUGAUGUCAGACAGUGUGUUCAUUGCUGUGUCCUAUAUAUUUAUCUUGAAGACUGUGAUGGGAAUUGGAUCUCAUAAAGAGCGGCUCAAGGCCCUCAACACCUGUGUCUCCCACAUCUGUGCCGUGCUCAUCUUCUAUGUGCCUAUCAUUGCUUUGGCUUCCAUGCACCGUUUUGGCAAGCACAAGUCCCCAGUGGCCAUGAUCCUCAUUGCUGACAUUUUCUUGUUAGUACCACCUCUAAUGAACCCCAUUGUAUACUGUGUGAAGACACGGCAAAUUCGUGAGAAGGUUUGGGGGAAAUUAGGUCUAAAAUAA